CAUUCCUAAUGAAACACAGAGCAAAUGAACGAGAGAGAGAGAGAGAGAGACCGAUAGCAGGGAGGGAGGAGAGGAGUGAGGGAGCAGACCCUAGCAGAAGGGCUAACAACAUGUGAAGAAAGCUGUUCAGGACCUGAGUAGAAAAGUUGAGAGCUCUAAGACUCUAAUUAAAAACCUGAGCAGAAGAUUUAAAAGAGUGUAAGCUACUCAACUGAGCAGUUAGGAACAAUAUUCUUUUUUAAUUUUUAUUUUCAACUUGUUUUCCUCUUACUUAUUUUGUAAGCAUCUGUAGGAUCCACCACCUUGAAGAUGUUUCUAUUUAGGCUUCAGUGACACAAUUGCAGCAGCAAGACAAUUAGGAUAUCAUUCAGCUACACUAGGCUUGCUUCAGUUUCUCUAGAAAUUUCUGGAGGUUUUGACUUGCUUUUAGAUUAGCUUUUUUUGGGUGGCAAGACCUGAGAGGGCCAAUAAGCCAUAGCAGUAUGUCGCAGGAGAACCUCACCUUUUUGGAGACUUUGGUUUAUGGCCAUGAGCCCUGCGAGAUAUGGACCAAUGGCACAGAGGGCGCCCUGUACCAGCUGGGCAACACGUUACUCCUGCUGGGGUACAUGGGCGGCAGCGGCACGUUCGGGGCGAUCUACAUCUACUGCUGCCUAGCGCCCGGGUUCCUGUGCCACGCCCUGUGGGGGUGGAUGACCGUGUGCGGGCUGGACGUGUUCUCCUGGAGCCUGCUGUUCAUCGCGCUCUGCCUGCUGCAGCUGGUGCACCUGGCCUUCCGCCUGCACCAGGACAGCUUCCCCGGGGAGGAGCUCCGCAGCCUCUACAACACCAUCUACCUGCCCCUCGACGUGCCCCUCCCCGUCUUCAAGGAGGUGGCGGGGGCCUGCGAAAACCGCGUCCUCUCCCUGGGCAUGGAGGAGACCUACGCGCUGGAGGGGAAGACGCCCAUAAACCGGCUAUCGCUCCUUCUGUCAGGCAGGAUUCGGGUAUCUCUGGAAGGCCAGUUCCUCCACUACAUCUUUCCCUAUCAAUUUCUGGACUCUCCGGAGUGGGAGUCCCUGAGGCCCACUGAAGAGGGAAAUUUUCAGGUGACUCUGACGGCGGAAACGGACUGCCGCUAUAUCUCGUGGCCGAGGCGGAAGCUGUACCUGCUCCUGGCGAAGGAGCGCUACAUCGCCCGCCUGUUCUCUGUCAUGCUGGGCAACGACAUCGCCGACAAGCUGUACUCGCUCAACGACAAGCUCUUCGCCAAAAGCGGCGUGCGCCUGGACAUCCGUCUGCCGAGUCUCUACCACGUCCUCGCCCCGUCGUCGACCAGCGACAGCGCCGCCAGCGGGACGGAGCAGAGGCACCCGGAACCCGCGCCCGCAAACCGGACGGCUCUGCCGCCGCACCAGAUGCACCCCGAGAGGAACCCGCCAAACUCCCGCGUCCCGCACCGCCAGCCCUGGCCCUCAGACAAUGAGCUGCCUUCUGGUGAGGACUCGACCAGUCUGGUCCUGGAGGACUUUGCCGAUAUGACGGGAUCCUUUAUGGAUUAUGGGAGUGAGAGGGAUUAUUUGAGAGAAUAGGUGUUGAAGCUAACACACUGGCCACUUCUUAAGCUACACGGGACAGCCCACCUAGAGGUCUGCCCACCCGUUUUCAGAGAAGCUGGGCCCCGCUGGCCCCCACAGACACGCCCAAACUGUGACUCCGGCCCCGCCCCAGCAGUGCUAGAAGCAGAGAGUCAGACCGGCCUCCCCGAAAGGUGGAGCCAAGAGUGGAACCCCCCCUCUCCCAACCACCCACUGCCACACCCACUCAUUCCCGUCAGCGCUCCUGGAUGUCAACAGACGGGGGACCGAAGGCGUAGUCAUGGGAACCUGAACACAACACCAGCACCAGCACCAGCACCAGCACCACAAUCUAAACAAGGAUUCCUCCAUUUAUUCAAUGCUUAUUCAGGCAAUAACAUGACACUUGCAUGUAUCAAUGGGAGACACAUGUGAAGGGGAAACCUGUGUGUUUGUUCAAGACAUUGUGUGUUAUGUAUGAUUCCACAUUAAUACUGGCACUCGUUUUUUUUUGUUUUUCAUUUCAUGGGGGGGGGGGGGGGCGGGGGUUUAACAAAGGAAAUUGUAAAGAAAUGUUUUGGAGAAUGUAGCCGUAACAGUAUAUAGGUUUUUGUCUGCAUGAAUCAAUGUUCAGGAAGUCUUUACAUGUAAUGACACAAUUCCACAAGUUUCAUGAAUUUUGUAUUUACACACCGUGUAUUUGUAACGCGCUGGUUAUAGAAACGCAAUAUCAGCUAGAACAUUUCAAUGUGAUCAUUUGUUCUCACAAGUGUUUUUCCACAAAGCUCUCGGAUAAAAUGACAUCAUGUCUGCGCCAUUGUUAUACAGUGCAGCCUGGUCUAAUCACCCUGACCAACUUUGUUGCCAUAUGAGAGUCCAGGGCACAGAGAGGAUGAAAAAGAAAAGUUUGCCCAAUUUAGCCCCAUUAUCCCUAAGUGUGGUGAAGUCAAUCUGAAUGUGAGAAGUCAGGAGUCAGGACAAUUUCAGGGACCAACAACAGGACAAUGUUAAGCGCUUCUGGUACAUGAAGAAAAAUAUAUUCAACAGUAUUUAUCAUUUUAAAGGCA
Messenger RNA from Anguilla rostrata (American eel), 2623 nucleotides. RefSeq names its product popeye domain containing 2 (gene popdc2). The transcript is spliced from 4 exons. Gene Ontology annotation, molecular function: cAMP binding. The record is from RefSeq and is a predicted model, not a curated record. Gene Ontology annotation, biological process: heart development; skeletal muscle tissue development; regulation of membrane potential. Gene Ontology annotation, cellular component: sarcolemma. The coding region runs from base 483 to 1571 and encodes 362 amino acids. NCBI's taxonomy places the organism in Eukaryota, Metazoa, Chordata, Actinopteri, Anguilliformes, Anguillidae.